This is a messenger RNA of Salmo salar (Atlantic salmon), 1727 nucleotides long. RefSeq names its product HLA class II histocompatibility antigen, DQ beta 1 chain. Lineage: Eukaryota; Metazoa; Chordata; Actinopteri; Salmoniformes; Salmonidae. The record is from RefSeq and is a predicted model, not a curated record. Gene Ontology annotation, biological process: immune response; antigen processing and presentation. Gene Ontology annotation, cellular component: membrane; MHC class II protein complex.
CAGCUGUCUAAAAGGGUGGUUCUUGAAACAGCUUUAGUUUCCUCAGUGUUGUUUCACAGUUGAAAAGUUCUAACUCUGAGACUUGAUCAUGUAUGUGCUGAAUUGCUUCUCCAUCCACCUGCUGCUCCUCUUCUCCUCUCUGUCUGAAGUGGUUGAUUCCUCAGAUGAAGAUUUUGCACACGAUGAUGCAUGGUGUAGGUUUAGCUCCAGAGAUUUACAUAAUAUGGAGUAUAUUUUAGAGCAUCAUUUUAACAAGAUCUUGGUGGCUCAGUACAACAGCACCACAGAGAGGUGGACAGGAUACACAGCAUGGGGAGUGAUAUCUGCAGAAAAGUGGAAUGAGGACCCAGAUGAGAUCCCCAGGAGGAGAACAGAUAUGGGUGUGUUAUGCAAGCCAUAUGCUAAUCGGAUCUACAACGCAACAGAGAUGUUUAUGGUUGAGCCCAACGUCACACUGAGGCUAGAGGGGCCAUCCAGUGACUCCAGCCUUGUGUGUAGCGUCCACUUCUUCUACCCCAAACACAUCAGAGUGACGUGGCUGAGGAACGGGGAGGAAGUGACCUCAGAUGUGACCUCCACUGACGUACUGGCCAAUGGACUCUGGAGCUACCAGAUACAGUCCUAUUUGAAGUACACACCCACAACUGGAGAGAGAAUCACUUGUAUGGUGGAGCACAUCAGCCAGACUGAGCCCAAACUUUAUUACUGGGAUCCCUCCUUGCCUAAGUCUGAGAAGAAUAAGAUAGUGAUUGGUGUCUGUGGGCUGCUGCUGGGGGUGGUCUUUGUAGUAGCUGGACUGAUCUACUGGGCGAAAUCUACUGGACGGCUGUUGGGUCUUAUUGGUGAACGUGAUUAUGGGACUUGUGAUUGAGGCCGUGUGGACGAAGGCUAGCUGAUGAAAUCCCUGUCGUUAACUGAUGGUAGCUGAUAUAGUUUGCUUUUUAGCUGCUGUUGCCUCUAGCAGCUGCCCCCCCCCAUUCAAAAUGCCAACAUUUCACCAACCAUGGCCUGCUUGCCAACAGUUAACCAACUACACUCUGGAAAAAAAGGGUGAUUUGUGGAGGGGAAGGGGUUCUACCUUGCGUGAAUUCAAUGUUAAAUCAAUAAAAUUUCACAAUAUCAUUGCAUUUAGGUAAAAAGUUCAGUGAAAAAAAUAUUAAAUGCCCUUAAGUUGAUGACUUUGCAAAUUCAAUCAGUUUUCCACAUUGAUUCACAUAUAUUUUUUGGGUUGAAAUGAAGUGGAAACAUCAGUUUUUGCCCAGUGGGAGGUUCUACCUGGAACCUUUUUCAUCAGAAUUUAACAUAAGAAAUCAUUUCUGUUUAGCAAAAGCCUUUGUCGAUAUUUCAGUUUAAUUUUAAGACAUUAGCUUGCCUAGGAAUUUGUGGAGGAGUAGCCUUCACUGUCAUUUGUGCAAAUGUGUUCUAUUGUGUUUAUAUUCAAGAAUCCUAUUUGUCAUCGAAUCUAAAUCCAGUUAAUGUAUCUUUAUUCACCAGCCCAACCUUUACCUGUGUGUUUUAAUGUAGACUGAGUUGUCCCUUUAAUUCUCCCUUUAAUGUCCCUUUAAUUGUGAACUGAUCGCUUGCACUGACUGUUAAUUAGUUGAUUGCUCACACCCGUGGCCUCCUGCCUCAAGGGCUCAGUUUGUUCAAAUGGAGGAUUCUGUUGAGUGUGUGGAAGGUACUGCGGAGAUGUCUGCAGGUUGUUAAUAAAAAUAAGCUAUAAGCAA